AACAAAGAUCGUUAAGUUGAAUGAGCUUGUGUGAGUGAGUACAAGUCGAAACGAACUUUGUGAUUAAAGACAAACUUGAGGUAAGAAAGUUUCAGUAUACAUUCAAAUAUGACGGAGAUCAUACGAUUCGGUAACGAAAAUUUUUCAUCUGACGGAUAUCAGAAUAGUCAAACGACUGAGGCCAAGAUCGCGAAGGAUGUUGCCCGGGAGUACAUCUUCCUCAAAGUUGGACGACCGCUGAAGAACUCUCCUCGAAGAGAAACAGAAAUUAUUGUCAGGUUAAGUGAGGAAAUUGAACGUAAGCAUGACAUGCUUCUUAAAAGUAUGUGCAAUAGACUCAAUAUAAAUUCCGAAAAUGCGUACAAGACAUUUUGCGAAAUAGCCGAGGAGAUAUUCAAAGACGAUAUCAACUGGGGAAGGAUUGUUGUCCUUUACACAUUCGCUGGAAAGCUAGCGAUUCACUGUAUGAACAAUAAAAUGGAUAACAUGAUUGAUAAAGUGAUCCUAUGGCUAGGAAACUUCAUUGCUAGAAAGCAGAUUUGGAUUAAAGAGAAAGGAAAUGGAUGGACUGGAUUCAUAGAAACUUUCAGAGAUGCCAAAAGUGACAAUGAAAAAAUGUGGUACCAGGGGCUGGUUGCAACAACUCUCGGACUUGGAACACUAGCAGCAGCCUUUUACAUACACAGCUAAUGCACAUGACAUGACAUCACUGUGGUAGUUGACAAUGGGCUGGUGGGUGUUGCAUCAGAAAGUCGCACUGAAGGUUCUUCAUUGGAAUGCAGGGUUGCAACCAUGGCUUGUAUAGCAGUAUGAAACUGGAAACUAGCCUGAUCUGUAAAGGAUUGAGGAAGCUGAAAGAUGUUGAAACAAACUGAAAGUAUUUUAAGACCGCUGGAGGAGGCUUAGCAACACUGAAGGAAGUGGAAUACUCAACAAUUGCAACCAAAGACCGAUAAGCUAACAAGAAUUGACAAACCUUUUUGAACAUUUCUUCAAAACAUUUCUUUUAAUUUUUUGGCCCUUGUGGUGCUUAUCUGGGCUGCAUCAUACGCUGUACUUUGAUUCAGGGUUUUCAUCUAAUGAACUUUAAGCUUCAGUUUUUUGAUUGAUAAAUCAAUUCUAGUUUAUUUUGAGCGAGGGGCAAAUCACUCCUAGAAAAUCUCAAACACCUUUUGUGAAAAACCUAAUGUUUUAUCUGAAAAUCCCUAGAAAUCCUUUUGUUUUGGAAAAAUCUGGUAUGCUUUUUGCAAUAGUGAAUUGCCUCUCGGUUUUGAGUUUUGGAUAUUUUUUUUUUAAUUUUGAUAUAUUUUGCUGACCACGCAAGGCUGUUUCAAGCUAUUGGCAAGAAUUCCAGAUCCAGCAAAUUGUCAUGCACAGUGGUGAACAAUAAUGGCUUUGUCAGUUGUGAAUAGGAUAUAUAAAUAUAUAUAGAUAUUAACACAAGAGCUAUGUAUAAAAGAAAUAAUAAUUUAUUGUAAAUAUGUAUGUAAACUAUUUAAAGAAGAGUGGAGAAAAAGAAACAAGAGAAAUAUUA
Molecule: messenger RNA, 1534 nt
Organism: Rhopilema esculentum
Lineage: Eukaryota; Metazoa; Cnidaria; Scyphozoa; Rhizostomeae; Rhizostomatidae
Product: apoptosis regulator Bcl-2
Biological process (GO): release of cytochrome c from mitochondria; intrinsic apoptotic signaling pathway in response to DNA damage; regulation of apoptotic process
Cellular component (GO): mitochondrial outer membrane
Molecular function (GO): BH domain binding
Source: RefSeq, a predicted model, not a curated record